UGUUGCUUAUCAGUAUAACGACACAACAAUUUGGUGAUCAUUAAGAAGCAUCCUUAUUAGGCUGCAGUCGAUUUAUUAAGACGUUUUCAAUCUAUUUUACAAUGGAGGCUUCUGUAUCUAAUGUAGAGGUCUGUAACUUUGCUUACACCGGACAAUUUGAGAAGUUAAGACAGUGCAUUUUGUCGGAUAAAAGGCUUGCCUGUAAAACGGACCAGGAUCACAGAACAGCCCUCCACUGGGCUUGUUCAGCUGGUCACACUGAUAUUGUGGAAUUUCUUCUUGACAUGGGAGCUGAAGUCAACCUGCAGGAUGAUGCUUCUUGGAGCCCUCUUCAUAUUGCAGCAUCUGCAGGCAGAGAAGACAUAGUGAGGUCUCUGAUAUGCAAAGGAGCUCAGCUGAACUCCGUUAAUCAAAAUGGAUGCACCCCUCUUCACUACGCGGCCUCUAAAGACAGAUAUGAGAUUGCUCUGCUGUUGUUAGAAAAUGGAGCGGACCCAAAUGCCACAGAUAAGCAGGAUUCCACUCCCCUUCAUAGAGCAUCUGCCAAAGGCAACUACCGCCUCAUCCAGCUGCUUCUCAAACAGAGCGCUUCAACCAACAUCCAGGACUCACAGGGGAACACAGCACUGCACCUGGCAUGUGAUGAGGAGCGUGUGGAGGCUGCCAAGUUGCUGGUGGAAUAUGGAGCCAGCAUCUACAUUGAGAACAAGGAGGAGAAGACCCCUCUCCAAAUUGCCAAGGGUAGUCUGGGUACCAUACUACGUCGGAUAGUAGAAGGAUGAUGCAUUUACUGACACAUGUUGUAUUCCCAAUAGAAUCUACAGUGUUGCUGAGUUACAUAAAGAGAAUUCUCUUCCCCUGUCGUCCUACUUGAUGAUAGGGACACAUUUGUGUGUGUGACAGGUGGAAGAUGAUGAGACAGUGUUAAGAGAAGAGUUGGAACGGUCCGUAUCGUUUCCAGCUCGUCAGAUGCGGCGCUUAAACUGUUAAGAUGUUAGAUUUCUGAUCAAAAACACACUCCUGCACUAUGCGCAGUCGGUCAACCACUUCAAAUUAUUUUCUAUGGUAUUUUCAAGUGCUGCAACAAUGGUGGAAUAAAAAUCCUUGUUCAACCUGCUGCAAA
Molecule: messenger RNA, 1123 nt
Organism: Sphaeramia orbicularis (orbiculate cardinalfish)
Lineage: Eukaryota; Metazoa; Chordata; Actinopteri; Kurtiformes; Apogonidae
Gene: psmd10
Product: proteasome 26S subunit, non-ATPase 10
Exons: 5
Coding region: 102-782 (226 amino acids)
Biological process (GO): protein K6-linked ubiquitination
Cellular component (GO): BRCA1-BARD1 complex; BRCA1-A complex
Molecular function (GO): ubiquitin-protein transferase activity; protein binding
Source: RefSeq, a predicted model, not a curated record